AUGCUGCAAGCGUCUUCUUUACGAGGCGCUCUUAGUGGCGCAGAACCAGAAAUUGAUCUAAAAACAAUUGUUAUAGAGGUUGGAUGCAGUUUCGCCUUCCCUUCAGCAGCAGCAGCAGCAACAACAACAGCAAUAGCGCUUGGCCUUAAUGGAUCUUUUUGUUUCGCUGCUGCUGUUCCUGCUGUUGCUGCUGCUGCUGCUGCUGCUGCUGCAGCGAGAAUUAGGGUUUGCGGAUUUACUAUUUUGCUGCAGACAGUUUUUGGCUGGGAGGCAUUCGACAGCAGCAGCAGCAGCAACAGCAGCAGAAGCAGCAGCAGCAGCAGAAGCAGCUAUUGCCCUGUAUUUGCUGCUCAUCCUGCUCAUGCUGCAAGCAGCAGCAGUUCUCCGGAUUUGCUGCUGCUUGUUCUUGAUGAGGCUCUUGACCGAGCUUUAAGGGAUGCGCCCCGUAGAAGCAGCAGCAGCAGCAACAGCAGCAACAGCAGCAACAGCAGCAGCAGCAGCAUGUGCUGCAGUGACUGCAACUUGCUGCUGCUGUUAGCUCUACCAGGGGAGCCACAAGUCGUCUCGUUGCUUCUUCGUUGGGCAUUUGAACAGCGGCGAUUCAAGAGGGUGAAGUUGAUGGCAAGCGAACGAAUGGCGGUUUAUUCGCAUCUGCCGUUCUUUCCUGGGCUUUGUUCUCAUCAGGGUACAUUAGUAGUAGAUAUAGGGGAGAGCGGUAUUCGUGUUUCUCCUCUUGAGGGUUUAUCUCUUUCUCCUGUUUCUUUUUGCUGCGCUGCUACUCGUGGUGGUGCGGGUUUGCUGUCCGAGUUGCUGCUGCUGCAUCUAAGGAAGCAACAGCUUCCUGCUGCUCCUGCUGCUGCUGCUGCUGCUCCUGUUGCUGCUGCUGCUGCUGCUGCUGCUGAUGGGGAUGGGGAAGUUGAAGGGGAGACGCGCGAGGCAAGCGAGAUGGAUAUGCAGCAUGAGGAACAGGAGGAGGAGGAGGAGCAAGAGCAGCAGCAGCAGCAGCAUGCAGCAGCAGCAGCUGCAGCAGCAGCAACAACAGCAGCAGCACAUGGAUUUGGUGCCGGGGCUGGGCGUUGGGGUCCUGACUCAUUAGAUUGGAGAGAUUUAACUCGCUAUAAAGAAACGCAAUGUUAUGUCAGCUUAGAUCCUGCGCUGGAUUUACAUCUCCACAGAAACCACCGGCAGCUAAAGCCGCUCUUCACGUGCAGCGACGGAUCCGUUGUACAGCCUUGGUCAGAAACAUUUUUAAUUCCUGAAGUUUUAUUUUCUCCUCAACUUCUUCCUGAUGCAAAUUUGGCUGCUAUAGCACCUGGCAUGGAUCACAGCAGCAUAAGCGAAAUGGUGUUGCAGUGUUUUAGACGUUCUUCUGUUUGCGAGAGGGAAGGAUGGCUAAAAAAUAUUUGCCUUGUUGGUGGUAGUGCACAACUCCCUAAUUUUGCACAAAGGGUGAGAGUGCUGCCGUGUGAGGACCGCCAGCUCGCCGCAUUUCGUGGAGCGUUGCUGUUCGGGUUAGUGGCUCGUCAAGAGCCAGAGGCGUGGUUAAGUCGUCAACUCUUUGAGCGGACAGAAGGAUUAGAAAAGGUCGCAAGGAAGAUGGCCCUACACAGCUAG
Eimeria maxima is the source of this 1614-nucleotide messenger RNA. RefSeq names its product actin-like family protein, putative. Bases 1 to 1614 code for a protein of 537 amino acids. The record is from RefSeq and is a predicted model, not a curated record. The transcript is spliced from 11 exons. Lineage: Eukaryota; Apicomplexa; Conoidasida; Eucoccidiorida; Eimeriidae.